Molecule: messenger RNA, 4688 nt
Organism: Apodemus sylvaticus (European woodmouse)
Lineage: Eukaryota; Metazoa; Chordata; Mammalia; Rodentia; Muridae
Gene: Znf606
Product: zinc finger protein 606
Exons: 6
Coding region: 424-2739 (771 amino acids)
Biological process (GO): regulation of transcription by RNA polymerase II
Molecular function (GO): DNA-binding transcription factor activity, RNA polymerase II-specific; RNA polymerase II cis-regulatory region sequence-specific DNA binding
Source: RefSeq, a predicted model, not a curated record
AGUAGCCCUCGCGGUGUGCCCUGGUCGACUCUGGGGGGUGGGGCCGCCAUUGUCCGGGCCAAGGUAAGGCCCUAUUCUGGACCGAGGGGCUACAGAUGUCGUUGUCACAGAGAGCCUGGCAGGUGGUCGGAACCGCCACGGGGAAGCGGCGCCUGCGGCCAGGGCUGGUUCAGUGCCGGGGUGCAAAGGGUGUCUUCUCUUUUCUCGCCGACUCGGUGUCCCGGUUGCCCCCGACCCUGCAGCUCCGGGGUCUGCGUGCGCUCUUUCUACGGACUGGGAAAGGCCGGCCCCAGUGGGCCGAGUAGGCCGGGCCCGGGACGGGGUCUCGGUGCAGGACCGAAGCCGGACGCUCAGUGCAGCUGCGCCGAGCCAGCUCAGCCACCGCGCGGAGUCGGGGCCGGUGGCUGCGAGCCAGGUGCCUUCAUGGACCAGUCUUGGGAGGUGGCGGCUGCUGACCCUUCUGUCUCCCGGGCUCUGUGUCCUCAGGAUUCAGCAUGGCACGUAGAGGGAAGCCCUGAGGAGGGGGGGAGAAAGGAACCAGUGACUUUCAAAGAUGUGGCUGUGGCCUUUACCCAAGAAGAAUGGGGACAGCUAGACCUUGUUCAGCGAGCACUGUACCGUGAUGUGAUGCUGGAGACCUAUGGACACCUGCUUUCUGUGGGAAAUCAGAUUGCUAAGCCUGAUGUCAUCUCCCAGUUGGAACAAGGAGAAGAGCCGUGGUCAGUGGAGCAAGGGCAUCCUAACAGCAGCUGUCCAGAGUGGAUGAGAAAUGUUGAAAGCAAAGCAUUGAUUCCAGCACAGAGUGUUUUUGAGGAAGAGCAAUCCAGCAAUGGAAUGAUGGUAGAAAGAUACGUAUGGGACAAUCCUUGGCUCUCCAGGCUAGGAGUUUUGGGAUAUGGAGACCAAUUAGAAAUGUAUCACAUGAACCAGAGCGCAGGUAUGAAGCAAAUGGUCUUCAUGCAAAAACAAGUACUUUCUCAACAAGGUUCUGAAUUCUGUGAACUAGGCGCAGAGUACAACCAAAGCUUAAACUUAAUUCCUUCUCAGAGGGUUUCUCAAUUAGAACAUUUCUACAAACCUGAUACACAUCUUGAAAGUUGGAAAUAUAAUUCAACUAUAAUGUAUGCAGAUAAGGUUACCUGUGAAAAUAAUAAUUAUGAUAAAGCCUUCUGCCAGUCUACUCAGCCUGUAUACCCUGCAAAAAUGCAAACUGGAGAUAAUCUGUUCAAAUGUACUGAUGCUGUGAAGUCUUUCAAUCAUAUUAUACAGUUUGGUGAUCAUAAAGCAGUAAAUACAGGAGAGAAACUCUGUGGAUAUAAGAAAUUCCACCAUAUCUUUAACCAGAGCCCAUCACUUAUUGAACACCCAAGACUUCAAAUUGGAGGAAACCAGUAUGAAAAAUAUAAAGAAUAUGAGAAUGUCUUUUAUUUCUCAUCUUUUAUGGGACAUCAAAAAAUUGGGGGUGUAGAAAAAGCAUGUAAAUACAAUGAAUGGGAGAAAGUCUUUGGUUAUGACUCAUUACUUACUCAACAUACAAGCACAUACACUGCAGAAAAACCCUAUGAAUUCAACAAAUGUGGAGCAUCUUUUAUCUGGAGCUCUUACCUUAUUCAGCAUAAGAAAACUCAUCCUGGAGAAAAACCCUAUGAAUGUGAAAAAUGUGGAAAAGUUUUUAGGAAUCGUUCAGCCCUUACUAAGCAUGAACGGACUCACACUGGAGUAAAACCCUAUGAAUGUAACAAAUGUGGGAAAGCCUUCAGUUGGAAUUCUCAUCUUAUUGUACACACAAGAAUUCAUACAGGAGAAAAACCUUAUGUAUGUAGUGAAUGUGGGAAAUCUUUCAACUGGAACUCCCAUCUUAUUGGACAUCAGAGAACUCAUACUGGAGAGAAACCUUUUGAGUGUACUGAAUGUGGCAAGUCUUUUAGCUGGAGUUCCCAUCUUAUUGCCCACAUGCGGAUGCAUACUGGAGAGAAACCCUUUAAAUGUGAUGAAUGUGAAAAGGCUUUCAGGGACUAUUCAGCCCUUAGUAAACAUGAAAGAACGCACUCUGGGGCAAAGCCGUAUAAAUGCACUGAGUGUGGCAAGUCCUUCAGCUGGAGUUCCCAUCUUAUUGCUCACCAGAGAACCCACACAGGAGAGAAGCCUUAUAACUGUCAAGAAUGCGGCAAAGCUUUCAGAGAGCGUUCUGCCCUUACAAAACAUGAAAUUAUUCAUUCUGGAAUCAAGCCCUAUGAAUGUAAUAAAUGUGGGAAAUCCUGCAGCCAGAUGGCUCACCUUGUCAGGCACCAAAGGACUCACACCGGAGAAAAGCCCUACGAGUGCAGUAAAUGUGGAAAGUCCUUCAGUCAGAGCUGUCACCUUGUUGCUCAUCGGAGAAUUCACACUGGUGAGAAACCCUAUAAAUGUAAUCAAUGUGAACGAUCCUUUAAUUGUAGCUCUCACCUAAUUGCACACCGGAGAACCCAUACUGGAGAGAAACCGUACCGGUGCAAUGAGUGUGGGAAGGCAUUUAAUGAGAGUUCUUCCCUUAUUGUACACUUGAGAAACCAUACCGGAGAGAAACCCUACAAAUGCAAUCAUUGUGAAAAAGCUUUCUGUAAGAAUUCUUCCCUGAUUAUUCAUCAGAGAAUGCACAGUGGAGAGAAACGCUUUAUAUGCAAUCAGUGUGGAAGAGCCUUUAGUGGCCAUUCGGCCUUACUUCAACAUCAGAAAAAUCACAGUGAAGAAAAACUGUAACUGUCAAAGACUUUGGGGUGGGGGACCCUAUAAAUAUAACCAAGAGGGAAAUUUUUCACUAAGAAUUUAGUUAAACUGUUUUUACUAUACAACAGGACAUCUCUUUUUAGAAGAAACUUUAUGGGUGACAUAAAUGAAGACUAGAGAAAACCUUUCAGCAGUUAUGUAGCUUGUAUUCAAUGGUAGGAAAUUACAGGAAAAAAAGUUCUAAGCUGCUUAUGUGGUCCACAAGGAAUCCAUAUUUGAGGAACAUGAUUAGGUGAAUGAAGUAUUCUAGCAAAAGCUGUGAUUUGUACAUCAAAAUGUAGAAGUUUGUGCAUUAUUAAGAGGAAAGUCUUGUGCCAAGAAUAGUGUUUUAACUGGAAAGAUAGUACCUGGGAUACUCAAUGGGAAGUUUUACAUUAACAUUUUGUGCAUAAUGAUAGAGACAAAUUUUGCUAUUACAAGGGGAUGAUCUAGGUGCUCUUUAAGAGAUAGAAUAUGGAAUAUCAAGUCUGCAUUCAUGAAAAAAACUAAUGUAGUACUGAGUGGGAUAUUUACCGUUGAUCAAGGUUAACCUCUUUAGAAAAGAUUAGUACAGGAGAUCACUGGUGAUGGAAGAUAGAAAGCCUGUUGCAUAGAAAUAUGAGUCUGAGUUUUGAAACAGAAAUCAAUACUUAGUAAUAUACUAUAAUAUACUGUCAGUGUCCAUUGGUGCAUAUCAGUGAAUUACUGGGCAGUUAUAACUCUUUUAGGCAAUCACUAUAAAUUAUAAUUGUGUGCACUAGCAAUAUACAUAACUGAAGAAACAACAAUAAGAACAGGAUUGUAUAUAAACAUCUACUAUAACAUCAUCUACUAUAGCAUCCAUGUCUGUUUAGGUAAAGACCUCUUAGAACCAUGGAGAAAUUAACACAGUUAAUUUAAUGGUUUUUGUUUUGUUUUGUUUUAGUUUAGUUUUAGUUUUUGUUUUACAAAUACAUAAGCACCAUGUGCUAGGCCUCCUUUUAAAUUUGUUUUUUAAAAUAUAUUAACUUGUUCAAUUCCCUUAACUCUAUGAAGUAGGCAUUGUUACUACCCCCAGGUUUACAAAUAGAUUAACAGAAGCAGAGGUGUUGAAUAACUUUCCCAGGAGACACAUCUAAUAGGGAGUGCACUUUUAAGAUUGUUUGGCUCCAGAGUUUGUGUUUUUAACCGCUGUGUUUUCUCACUUUUGUUCAGUGUUUUUAUAAUAAUAUUUGGUAAUAAAAAUCAAGAAUAUCCUAACUAAUGGAAACCUGGUUACCUAGUUCCUAUAUCCCGAAGGAUUUCUACUAAUAUGUAAACCACAAUCUCUGGAAUAUGAAUAGCUCUGAGAAGGACACAGAAACUACUAUGUUUUCUGGGUCCUGGGUUUAAGGGUCACAGACAGCCGGGCAGUAUGAACUUGAGCAAGGGUAAGGACUUUUCCAUGGGGUUUCAGUUAAAGCGGAGGCAAGGGCGUUUGUCCUUUGACAUGUUGGAAACUAGUGCCUAUUGGCACACCAGUCCUCAAGGUACCUCUGAGUUCAUUAUUAACCUCUUAUCUUCUCUACAUGAAAUGAUUGCUUGAUGGGAUGGAGGAUUCAGGAAGAGAGUUCUGCCUGAGUUCAUCACCAACAGUAAGGAAGUUCCUUUUCAGGAACAAAGGAGCAAAAGGGAUCCUUGGACUCAGGCAAGGAUUGUUUCUAGAUAUGCAGAUAUUGAGAAGAAAUUUGGGGCACAUAAGAUUCACUUAACCUUUUAGGGUCCUGGACUCCCCCAUUGUAAGAAUUGAUGGCAUACUUGUGUUAAGAUAGUGCAUUCACUGCUGACUCUUAGAGCUUCAGGCAACUUAGGAUGUAACAUUUAGUGCCCUCCUUUGCAGGGUCUAAUAGUCACUUAAUAAAUGUUAUGGCAAAAAGUAACUGAUGAUUUUUUUAAUUGUGAUUUUUGCAAAGACUUCUGGAUAU